Molecule: messenger RNA, 1446 nt
Organism: Manis pentadactyla (Chinese pangolin)
Lineage: Eukaryota; Metazoa; Chordata; Mammalia; Pholidota; Manidae
Product: NF-kappa-B-activating protein-like
Exons: 1
Coding region: 109-1344 (411 amino acids)
Biological process (GO): negative regulation of DNA-templated transcription
Cellular component (GO): nucleus
Molecular function (GO): chromatin binding
Source: RefSeq, a predicted model, not a curated record
GGAUGUACCCGGAACUGUUGGCAAGCUUCCGGCAGCCCGGCCGCUGAGAGCUUCCUGGGCUCCGUAAGCGCCCGUUUCUACUGCAGAUUCGGACAGCGAGCGGCGGUGAUGGCCCCGGUGUCCGGUUCGCGCAGCCCGGAGCGGGAGACCUCGGGCUUCGGGAGGACACGUCGCAGUUCGUCGAGGAGCCCCAGGCCCAGUAAAGCCGCCCGCGCCCCGCGGGGCCGCCGCUCGCGCUCGCGCUCGCGCUCGCGUUCUUGCUCUCGGUCGGGAGACCGGAACGGCCUCCGCCAGGGCUCCCGAAACCAGUCCUAUCGCUCCCGCUCACGGUCACGCCCGCGAGAGCGGCCCUCCGCGCCACGGGGCGCCCCCUUCGCUUCUGCCGCCUCGUCCGCCUAUUACGGCGGCUGCUCGCGCCCCUACGGGGGCGACAGGCCGUGGCCCAGUCCUCUGGACAAGGAAAGGGAGGAGAGCCUGCGGCGGAAGAGACUAAGUGAGAGAGAGAGGAUCGGAGAAUUGGGGGCUCCUGAAGUGUGGGGGCUUUCUCCGAAGAAUCCAGGGCCAGACUCCGAUGAGCAUACACCAGUAGAGGACGAAGAGCCAAAGAAAAGUACCACUUCAUCUUCUACCUCAGAAGAAGAAAAGAAGAAGAAAUCUAGUCAUUCAAAAGGAAGGUCCAAGAAAAGGAGAAAGAAAAACUCAUCUAAAAGAAAACACAAGAAGUAUUCUGACGAUAGUGACAGUGACUCUGAUUCUGAAACAGACUCCAGUGAUGAAGAUGCAAAAAGGAGAGCAAAGAAAGCCAAGAAAAAGGAAAAGAAGAAACGCAAAUCGAAGAAAUACAAGAAAAAGAAAUCAAAGAAGAGCAGAAAAGAUUCCAGUGAUUCCAGCUCUAAAGAUUCUCAAGAAGAGUUUCUGGAGUAUCCCUGGAAGGAUCGAUCAAAGCCUGAAGAGCGCUCAGAUUUAAUUGGCCCAGAGCCUCCAAAAACACUUGCCUCUCAAGAUGAUAAACCUCUGAACUAUGGCCAUGCCCUACUACCGGGUGAAGGUGCAGCUAUGGCUGAAUAUGUAAAAGCUGGAAAACGUAUCCCACGAAGAGGUGAAAUUGGCUUGACAAGUGAAGAAAUUGCAUCAUUUGAGUGCUUGGGCUAUGUAAUGAGUGGUAGCAGGCAUCGCCGAAUGGAGGCUGUGCGACUGCGGAAAGAAAACCAGAUCUAUAGUGCUGAUGAGAAGAGAGCCCUGGCAUCCUUUAACCAAGAAGAGAGGCGAAAGAGAGAAAACAAGAUUCUGGCCAGUUUUCGAGAGAUGGUAUACAGAAAAACUAAAGGGAAAGAUGACAAAUAAGGAUUUUCUAAUUGUUCAGCAGAUAUUUUUAACAACAAGAAAGCAAGUAUGGGAUACCUACACACACAAAUAUAUAUACAAAAAGAUUACUAUGAUCUGAAA